Messenger RNA from Blastomyces gilchristii SLH14081, 1892 nucleotides. RefSeq names its product 66S preribosome component NOP16. Lineage: Eukaryota; Fungi; Ascomycota; Eurotiomycetes; Onygenales; Ajellomycetaceae. Gene Ontology annotation, cellular component: nucleolus. Gene Ontology annotation, biological process: ribosomal large subunit biogenesis. The transcript has 3 exons. The coding region runs from base 62 to 790 and encodes 242 amino acids. The record is from RefSeq and is a predicted model, not a curated record.
CGGAUCUAGAAACCAGCCAACAAAGAGCUACAAGCACCCUCAAAGGAACCCGAGAUUAAAGAUGGGUCGCAUUUUACAAAAAAGGAAGAAUCGCUCAGGCGCUCCAAGGGUGAAGCAAAGAGCUAACCGGCUGAAAAAUGGGAACAAGAAAAUUAACGUCCUGGGGAACGCUAUCAUCGCGCAGAACUGGGAUAAAAAAUUAACCCUAACCCAAAAUUACCGCCGACUUGGCUUAGCAUCCCAGCUCAACGCCCCGACUGGCGGCGCGGAGAAGAAGCUCGCGGAUUUGUCGUCGGGCCAACAACAUACAGACUCUUUACAUCUCCUACCCUCCUCAACAAUCCUGAAGAUGAUAAAACCUACCGAAGCGCGCGUCGAACGAGAUCCAGAAACAGGGAGGAUUCUCCGCGUGAUUCACCCAGAGAACGACGACGAGGUUGAAAUUGCGGGGCGAAAGCGCCGGAAAGCAAACCCACUAGAAGAUCCGCUGAAUGAAGUUGGCCAAGCUGGUCUCGGUAAUCCGUCCAUGAGUAUCCCAGGUAGCAUGUCCUCGUCGGCGAUAGUUCAAGCGCUGGAACGCCAAGCCGCUUUGGAAGAGGAGGCCUUGAAGAAGAAACAACCCAGACAGCAGAGCAAGCGCGAGGAGGAAUGGCUAGGGAGACUAGUGGCGAAGCAUGGUGAUAAUAUCGGUGCAAUGGUUAGGGAUAGGAGGUUGAAUCCUAUGCAGCAAACGGAGGGGGACAUAAAACGGAGACUGAAGAAAUGGAAGGAGAAGCGGGGAGCUGCCUAGCGGGGGAGCGGUUACCAAUGUACGAGAGAUGUUUGGAGAUUUAGAAGGACGGGAGAACUGGAUUUGGUUUGGCAUGGCGUUUUACGGAGUUGGGACUUUUCGUUUUUCAUCAGCAGAAUCUCGACCUUUUUCCUUUUUCCUCUUCUGUCGGCCAUAGACAUGAUCCCGUCGUAUGCGUCUUUUUGGAGCUGCUAGCUUCAUGUUUACUGGACACCUUGGCCGAUGCGGUAAUUGUGCCAGUUAAUAUUGGUUCUUCGUACCUAAUUAUAGGUGCUCACGAAUCCAGCCCUGGAGGUAUGCGACGUUCCGCUUUGGUCAUGGCUACUCGAGUAUCGUCUUCGCAGUUGACAUCUUUGUUACCGUUGGUACUCUGUGUGAAUACCGUUAGUAUUGAGAUACAUCUGCACUCCCCUUCGAAGGGACUUCAUUUCCACGGUCUAUUCUACAUAAUGACGAGGCAUGUGCAUAUCCUGUCUCACUGUACCCAAGGGUGACGGAUAGCUCGAAUGACUCCCUUCGCCACGGGCAGUUGCCACUAGACAUAGCGGAGUGGACUUGGAAUAAUGAAAGGUUAUAUGAAAUAAUUGAAAGCGACGAAACUCCCUAAUGACUUUCAACCGUUUUCUCCUUUCUCUUUGGUUUCGGGAAAAGGAAUCAAAGGCAUUAUGUGGGCUGCCUUGAACGUGCACGUCCGAAUACGCAUCCAGCCAUCCAUGUAUAAAGAGAGUGAAAUAACACGGUUCGCCUUACCGCAUUCACAAUUAAUAUGCCUAUUACAGUGAAAAAAUAUAUUAGUUGUUUAUAAUUUCCAGGACUUGUCCUUUUUCUUUCCCUUCAAGUUCAUAAUAACAUAGCCAUAAGAAGUUGGAAUUCGAAUUAUUGCUCCUCUUCUAAUCAAGCCGCGCUCUAUUCUACCUCUCUCUUCGCUAUUUGGUACCCCUUCGGCAUUUAAAACACUUCGCGCUCUCUUUUGGUAUUCUGACGCCGGGUUCCAACAAGACGCUGACGCCCCAAAUGCCUAAGUUAUCAGCGACUCGGGUUCUCGGGACCCUUUUACUGCUUUCUCACCUGUCCAUCGCACAGAUUGAAUUUUCAUUUCCAG